AUCGUUCCUAGAUAGACUUUCUAACAACACUCAGUUUCCGAUGGUUGUUCGUCUUGGAAACUACUAUUUUGAUAAUAAACCUCUGCUUGGAAAGCUAGCAGAUGUUCAAAUAUGGAACAGGACAUUAAGCGAAGAAGAAAUUGCAAAUUUUUCUGCCUGUUUUCCACAGAAAGUUACUGGGAAUUUUGUGAACGACGAAACUGUUUGGAAUAUUACAGGAAGCUUGAUUAAAGAGAUAAUGAUUAAUACAUCUGAGGUUGAAUGUUCUGAAAGAAACAAACGAAAAACUGUGUUAGUUACAGCUCUGUACCCAAACUUUAUUGAUGCAUAUGAGGCUUGUAACAAGUACAUGAUGCACAGCAUGGCAGACAACUUCCAGUCGUUAGACGAGCUGAACGAAUAUCAACUGGAAGCAACCAGCAACCCUGCUGUUCUCAGAGAGUGCUGGACGGGGGGGGAGAUUACUACAUUGGAUGCCUUAUUCUGCAGAUGAGAACAAGGAAUAUUAUUCGAAUUUUAAUAUCCCAAUUGUCUGGUGAUUUAUUCAGAGCUGGAAACUGUGUUUAACAACCAUAAUCCGGGUUGCCUU
Eurytemora carolleeae is the source of this 589-nucleotide messenger RNA. RefSeq lists its product as uncharacterized. The record is from RefSeq and is a predicted model, not a curated record. Lineage: Eukaryota; Metazoa; Arthropoda; Copepoda; Calanoida; Temoridae.